Messenger RNA from Chionomys nivalis (European snow vole), 4718 nucleotides. RefSeq names its product paired related homeobox 1 (gene Prrx1). The transcript is spliced from 4 exons. Gene Ontology annotation, molecular function: DNA binding; DNA-binding transcription factor activity, RNA polymerase II-specific. NCBI's taxonomy places the organism in Eukaryota, Metazoa, Chordata, Mammalia, Rodentia, Cricetidae. Gene Ontology annotation, biological process: regulation of DNA-templated transcription. The coding region runs from base 830 to 1567 and encodes 245 amino acids. The record is from RefSeq and is a predicted model, not a curated record.
GCUUCUUGAUCCGACUGAGAAGGGGAGAGGAACUCAACUGAGAGGGGAGAGAGAGAGAGAGAGAGAGAAGGGAAGGGGGGACCCGCCGCCCUCUGCUGACUCUUAAAGCCUUACUUUUUAUUUCUUAUUUUUUUUUCUCCUUACGAAAAGUAAAGUGAGAAUCCUGCCCUCUAAUACAUCUGCAAGACAUCACUCUCCUGAAAUUCUAGUCACUCCCGAGAAUCCACAGGAGUGCAGAGAGGGGAACGCGCUUUCUUGAAGACAUUUUAAAGCUGGAACAAGCCUCCUUCUGUUGGUGCUUGAACUCUUGCCGGGGAAUAACUUUUUUAACCUUUUUUUUUUUUAACCCACUUUGAUUCUUCUCUCCACCCCUUCUUCUCUCUUCUGUUUGCCUAACUCCCCCGCCCUGCUGGCCUCCCCUUUCCUCUCUCCCCUUAUUAUUAUUUUUAGUGUCUGUGUGUGGACGCUUUUUGAGAGUUCGAAGGGAUACUUUUUUCUUCCUGAUUUAAGCACAGGAUAACUUUUUUUUUUUUUUUAAUUUUUUGGUGUGGAUUGUCUCUUUGGACCCCGCCGGACUUGACUUCAGGGAACCAACCGAGGCUGCGGGAAAGUUACUGGUGCCGAAAGUUCUGCUUUUCAGAAGGGGGUUUUCUCUCUCUCUCUCUCUCUCUCUCUCUCUCUCUCUCUCUCUCUCUCUCUCUCUCUCUCUCUCUCUCUCUCCACUCCCCCCUCUUUCUUCCCCACUCGCCUCCUCUCCCCCCUCGCGCCCACAGCGUUUGGUGUUGAUUCGAGCGGGAAGAGGGGGGUGGGUGGGAUUGGAGGGGAGACCAUGACCUCCAGCUACGGGCACGUUCUGGAGCGGCAACCGGCGCUGGGCGGCCGCUUGGACAGCCCGGGCAACCUCGACACCCUGCAGGCGAAAAAGAACUUCUCCGUCAGUCACCUGCUAGACCUGGAGGAAGCCGGGGACAUGGUGGCGGCACAGGCAGACGAAAGUGUGGGCGAGGCGGGCCGGAGCCUGCUGGAGUCACCGGGACUGACCAGUGGCAGCGACACCCCUCAGCAGGACAAUGAUCAACUUAACUCAGAGGAGAAGAAGAAGAGAAAGCAACGGAGAAACAGAACAACCUUUAACAGCAGCCAACUUCAGGCCUUGGAGCGUGUCUUCGAGCGGACACAUUACCCGGAUGCUUUUGUACGAGAAGAUCUUGCGCGUCGGGUGAACCUCACUGAGGCCAGAGUGCAGGUGUGGUUUCAGAACCGAAGGGCCAAGUUCCGCCGGAACGAGAGAGCCAUGCUGGCCAAUAAAAACGCUUCCCUCCUCAAGUCCUACUCAGGAGAUGUGACUGCGGUGGAGCAGCCCAUCGUACCUCGUCCUGCUCCUAGACCCACCGAUUAUCUCUCCUGGGGGACAGCCUCUCCGUACAGCGCCAUGGCUACUUAUUCUGCCACAUGUGCCAACAAUAGCCCUGCACAGGGUAUCAACAUGGCCAACAGCAUUGCCAACCUGAGACUGAAGGCCAAGGAAUAUAGUUUACAGAGGAACCAGGUGCCAACAGUCAACUGAGGAAAAAAAAUUUAAACAGGCCUAAGAAGAAAUCAAAAACCAUAAGAAAACCUAUCCUGUUCUGUCAUUUCUUCAUCCGCUGGAAAAAAUAAAAGCAAACAAACAAACAAAGCCAGGACUAAAAUAUUGGGACCAUGGCGGAGAAAAGCAGGAGAGGAACAAAAUGAAAAUUAGCUAACAGUGGUUCCUUCUUCCUCUCGGAUACCAUCACCAUUUGCUUUUGUGUGUGUUUAUUUUGUUUUCCUUCUAUCUGUGCUUUGCUAAUUAUACUCUGGGCUUCUUCAGUUAGGCUUCUUCAUUCCUAUAAUUGUAUGAAAAUAAAAUAUUCUGCAGCAGCCAAAGAUAGACACAUAUCUAUGUAUAUGUGUGUGAAGGAUUACUUCUCAGUAGCCUGUUUGACCUCAGUGCCUUACUCUGCUUCCUUCUACAUCUCUCUAGGAGACUUUGAAAACCCAAAGUAUUUCUAAAGAAUCAGUAUUGUUGUCUCGAUGUCUCUUGGUCAUGGUAAGGUUUUUCUAUCAGUUUCAGGAAAAAGAAAUGUACACAUGUUCUUGUGUCUGACCUGUCUGAUCGAUGUGGUGAACGCUAUGACUGGUGAAUGCUAAGCUCUAAGAUCUAGAGCUAAUCUGUGGAUUCAAGCUCGAAGUUCUAGGUUACAGCGUCACCAUCAACACAGUCCUUCCCCUGAACAAACAAUAAACCAUCCUAAGUUAAAGAUAUUUGUUGUUUUUGAACAAUUGCUGUCACUCGCUCUUUUUUAGCUUUAGAGAUGGAAUGAAUUUUUUGUAGGAAAUUUUGGAGAAUUUUUUUUUUAAGGAAAACAAAUACUGAAUUGUGAAACGCAUAGCCUUUACCUCUUUGGUGCCUUAGGGGUGGUCAGAUGCACAUAUAUUCUGUGUAUAUUUAUAUAUAUAUAUUAUAUAUAAAAUAUUGCAAGCUUGAGUUUGCAAUUUCUCAAACACUACAAAACCCAACUUUACACCAUCACCGCCAUCCUAUCUACACAGUAAUGAUACAUUAACGUGGCCUCUUGCUCUUUUCUAUACUUGACACAAAAUUCUCACUGAGGUCAGAGAGCAGUUUGCUAGGAAAGUGUCUGAGAACAGCUGUCUUGCUCCCAUCAGGGCUUUAGUGGGAUUCAGAACUAUUUGACGAUAUAAGAAUAAUUUUGAGUUUGGAGCCUGAGCUCAGGUGGAAAUUCUAUAUCAUCUGACAUAUCACAGAAAAUAUACCCAGAAAGGAGGAGGAGGGAGAGUUAGCUAUCUGCUCUUUCUCCUCGCCACAGAAACAUGAAAAACAAAUAGCAUAUUUUAGUGAAGUGCUUAAAGCUUUCUCUAAAUUCUCUCCUCCAAAAAUUAAGGACAAUUAUACUUUUACAUUUUAGUAUUUUUGAAAUGAGCUUUAGUAUGUAGGGUGGGAGGCAGGCAGGGCAGGCAUUUCUUUGUUUCUCUUUGUUCCUGGUUAUGCUUUGUCAACUUUCCUGGUGGACUUGACCAAACCAUGUUACCAUGAUGUGUCUAGUUUAUCCGUUUAUAAAAUGGGUUUACCAGUUCUUACGUACCUCACGGGUAUGUGGCAAGACUAUGUUUGUUUGUUCGCCCUCCCUCCCUCCCUCCCUCCCUCCCUCCCUCCCUCCCUUCCUUCCUUGCUUGAUUGCUUGCUUGUUCUUUGUUUGUUCAGCACUUUGUAACCAUGGGAAGAAAGGGACUUUACAAGCAUACAGUGUUCAUGGAUUAACAUAGUAUCUGGAAGCUUUGUUUUCUAGCAAGAAAUGAUAUCUGGCUGUACAUACAUAUAGCCCUGUAUUUGGAAAUGAUAAAUAGGUUUAUAUUUUCAGAUAUCUCAACAAUCACAUAAUUUGACCAAAGAAUAAUUUAAGGCACAAAGUAUAGAAAUAUUUUUUAACUUAUAUUCUCAUCAAUAGCUUAGUUCUAAUAACCAUAGCUCUCAGUGAAUAAAAUGUUUCAGAUUGAUUUUGGCCAAAUAUAUCACCUUUGUAAUAUGAGUGACAGGCAAAGUACUUGGGGCAUAAGAUGCACUUUGAGCUCAUGUUUGUGUUUCCCUUGGCAUAUCUGAGUUAAUAGUGACAUAUUUUCACUCUAACAACCACUGCUCUAAACAAUACUUGGAGUGAUUUUGUCCUUUUUUAAUAAUAAGGAGGAACACCAUUUUGUGUACUUUGAUCUCAUGAAGUGAAUCCUUUUCAAUAACUACAAUUAAACAUUUCUUUCAGAAUAGUUCAUGUGGUCUGGCUGAACACACAUUACUUGUUUUUAAGGAAUCUUUCUAUUCAUGUAUUCAUCCCAUUGAUUGCUGUGUAUUAACAAGUUUCAAAGGAACAACACAUCCUUACUGUAAAAACUUCCUUUGAUUUGAAAAGCAAGUACAAAUCCAAUAGACUGAUAAACAUUGGGGAUUUAGAGUUUGCAGAAAAAAGCUAAAAGAUUUGGAUUAUAGGCAAGGAACAGAAAUUAGAAAUGAAAAGGUUUUGCUAAGGAGGGCGGAAUCUUUGCAGAGAAUCACAUAAGAAAAAUGAUGUCAUUCGACGCCUUUGUCCUGACUCCAUUUCCAGUGGCCAUCAAGAGAGUCUGAUCCUAUAAACUCAAAGGAGAAAGAGGGAGGCUUUAUCUGAUGGUUCAAAUCAGCAGUUUCUAGGAAUUUCUUAGAAUAAUCUAUGCUAGUCAGUCACAGGAAUGCCUGUUGCUGGUGGGCCCACACCACAACAUUUUUAUCUGAGCACUUAUCUAGAUAUAUCCCUGAAACACACACAAAUUUUGUUCAUUUAUGAUCCACUUUUUCAAUAGACAUAUGUUUUAACAAGUGAUUUGGAGGAUUAGAUUUCUAGUCUGUAAGUCAAUUGCCAGAGGAGUGUCUCAGUGCCACAGACUCAAGGCAUACACCCGUAGCUCUCCAUCAAUAUACCCAGAUGAAGGCAUGGCACUAUCACUGUCCACAAUCCCUUCCCAAACAAGGGGCUAAUUAGUAGAGUACUUGUCAGGUUAAAUUAAACCAGAAGUAAUGACCUACGUAAAUGACAUGUGGUAAUAAAUAUCUCAUAAGAAAUGUAAUAUGUAAAUUAUAUCUUGCUUUAUGAUGUAAAAUAUACAUUGUUUGUGCUAGAAUAGAAAUGAUUUCUUUUCAAUAAAAUGAA